This is a messenger RNA of Rhododendron vialii, 1370 nucleotides long. RefSeq lists its product as uncharacterized. Gene Ontology annotation, biological process: tRNA methylation; RNA (guanine-N7)-methylation. The record is from RefSeq and is a predicted model, not a curated record. Gene Ontology annotation, cellular component: tRNA methyltransferase complex. Gene Ontology annotation, molecular function: tRNA (guanine(46)-N7)-methyltransferase activity. The transcript is spliced from 8 exons. NCBI's taxonomy places the organism in Eukaryota, Viridiplantae, Streptophyta, Magnoliopsida, Ericales, Ericaceae. The coding region runs from base 197 to 1156 and encodes 319 amino acids.
CACCCCAGGUCCUAAAAAAUGGGGGGCCCGAGAGUCCAAGCACCCCCAUAAACCCAGGACAGUAGGGCACAAAGACCCUUGCCAAAACCCAGGACACCCAAACCAUCGUGGCAUCAAGGCAGGCGAGAAGAAUUGUUAUCCCAAACCAUAGAAACACAGAGAGAGAGAGAGAGAGAGAGGUGGGCAAUUGCCGUAAAUGACGGUGUCCCAUUUUCUCUGCGCUGUGCCCAAGACCCUUGACGCCUUGUUUACCGUUGCAUCGUCGUCUCGAUUCGUCAAUCAACCCAUCGGAAAACUUAAACACUUUUCAGCUUCUUCUAUAUUACCAUCAAUAAUAAUCCCUCAACCCCAUCGCCGCAACUGCACUGCUGUUUCUGUACCUUCUACUAGUGAGGGACAACAACUAGUCAGAAGCCCCCAGCUCGUCGCUUUGGAAUACGCCGACCUCAAUCUCUCCGACAGUUUUUCCGAGGAGGUGGGUCAUGUUCGAAUCCGGCAGCAUGUUAACCCUCUCAGUGCGUCAUUCUCGGCGCCAGCACCAGUUCCAAAGUGGAGUGAAGUGUACAGGGACCCAACGUUGCCACUUGUAGUGGAUGUAGGGAGUGGUAGUGGCAGAUUUCUCAUGUGGCUAGCAAAAAGAAAUCUGGAAAGAAGUCAGGAUCCCAAGAAUUAUUUGGGACUCGAAAUACGGCAGAAAUUGGUCAUGCGUGCUGAGUACUGGGCAAAUGAGCUGGCUUUAUCUAAUAUUCAUUUCAUAUUCGCAAAUGCCACGGUUUCUUUCAAAGAACUCGUAUCCACAUACCCUGGACCCUUGGUGUUAGUUUCCAUCCUGUGUCCGGACCCGCAUUUCAAGAAAAAGUAUCAUAAAAGAAGGGUUGUUCAGAAGCAUUUAGUGGAAUCUAUUGUAGAUUGUCUAAUGCCAGGAGGACAGGUAUUUAUACAGUCUGAUGUGCUUGAAGUAGCACUUGACAUGAGGGAGAAGUUCGACGCCUUUUCAGAUGGGCUUCUGCACGUCGAAAAAUUCGAUGCAGACGUGCUUUGUGACAACGAGGGAUGGUUACUCAGUAAUCCAAUGGGGAUACGGACGGAGAGAGAGAUCCAUGCAGAAUUCGAAGGCGCAAAAAUAUACAGGAGGCUGUAUCGGAAGCGGAUAUGACAUCUCCGUCCAGCUUUUCUUAUCAUUGCUUCUUUGCGGAGAUAGCUUGUCAUGUUGGUUUGCUCCAAUCCUGUUGUAUCAUUAGAGUAGAAUAGUUCAGCCUCCACUAAAUUUUUGCCCUGGUUUUUGUGUGUGUGUGUGUGGCUAUUUUUUACUUUUCGUAAGUUUUGUUUAGCUUUUCGUCUUAAUUUUUGAGAUUAUUCGUUCGUCUUGA